Molecule: messenger RNA, 682 nt
Organism: Vigna radiata var. radiata (mung bean)
Lineage: Eukaryota; Viridiplantae; Streptophyta; Magnoliopsida; Fabales; Fabaceae
Exons: 5
Coding region: 48-446 (132 amino acids)
Cellular component (GO): chloroplast thylakoid membrane
Source: RefSeq, a predicted model, not a curated record
AGAAAAGGUGGAUAAAGAGAAUGUGUAGCUAGGGAUACUGAAGGGCAAUGGCCACCAUUCUACCUUCGUCUAACCCUCCCUUUCUCUCCUUCAACGCUCCCCGCAACUCUUCCACUUUUCUCAAGUGGGGACAGAUUAAAGAGAAAGAUGUAAACAUAGUUGCCAAUAGAACCCGAGGUCAAGCGGUUAGAGUCCUGGUAGCUUCAGGAAAGGAUGAUACGGUCAUGGUUGAUCCAGUUGAAGCCAAGCGAUUGGCUGCCAAACAAAUGGAAAGAAUCAAAGCAAAAGAGAAACUCAAGAGAAGACGCCAAAUUGAGGCAAUUAAUGGAGCAUGGGCAAUGAUCGGUCUCACGGCUGGUCUAGUUAUUGAAGGUCAAACUGGAAAAAGUAUUCUGACUCAGCUGCAAGACUACUUAGGUGCAAUUGUUAGUUUCUUUGUGCGGUAGACUUCUUCCAAGAUGUUCGUGGAUACAAAUGGAGAACUCCAGAAUUCUUUCUCACAUUCUUUGUAAUUAUAUCUUUUGACUUCAUAUCAUUAAACUUAAAAGUAUGUCAACGAUGUUUUUUUCUUCACACUUUCAUUAUUCAAUUUUCGAUGUUAUCUGGUAAAGGGUAUCUAACAUACAAUUGUUUUUCUCAGGUCUUCUAUACAGAAGAAUUAAACUGCUAAGCAACUUGUUUA